Molecule: messenger RNA, 1714 nt
Organism: Coccomyxa subellipsoidea C-169
Lineage: Eukaryota; Viridiplantae; Chlorophyta; Trebouxiophyceae; Coccomyxaceae
Product: eukaryotic release factor 1
Exons: 10
Coding region: 1-1311 (436 amino acids)
Biological process (GO): cytoplasmic translational termination
Cellular component (GO): cytosol; translation release factor complex
Molecular function (GO): sequence-specific mRNA binding; translation release factor activity, codon specific
Source: RefSeq, a predicted model, not a curated record
AUGGGGGAUGAAGGCGAGAAGCAAGUAGAAAUAUGGAAGGUCAAGCGGCUUAUCAAAGCUUUGGAAGCGGCCAGAGGCAACGGAACGUCCAUGAUCAGUUUGAUCAUGCCUCCAAAGGAUCAGGUCUCUCGGGCUCAGAAAAUGCUUGGAGACGAGUUUGGCACAGCGUCCAAUAUUAAGAACAGGGUCAAUCGACAAUCCGUGCUGGGAGCCAUCACAUCAGCACAGCAGAGAUUAAAGCUCUACAACAAGGUACCUCCCAAUGGGCUGGUGGUGUACACUGGUACUGUGGUGACAGACGAUGGCAAGGAGAAGAAGCUCAAUAUCGACUUUGAGCCCUUCAAGCCCAUCAACACAUCCCUGUACCUGUGCGACAACAAAUUCCACACAGAGGCCCUCAACGAGCUGCUCGAGUCUGACAGCAAGUACGGGUUCAUUGUGAUGGACGGGAACGGGUCGCUGUUUGGAACGCUAAGCGGCAACACGCGGGAGGUGAUGCACAAGUUCACGGUGGACCUGCCCAAGAAGCACGGGCGCGGUGGGCAGUCCGCGCUGCGUUUCGCGCGUCUGCGGCUGGAAAAGCGCCACAACUACGUGCGAAAGGUGGCGGAGACGGCGGUGCAGUUCUUCAUCUCAGGGGACAGGCCGAAUGUGGCGGGGCUGGUGCUGGCGGGGUCUGCAGAGUUCAAGACAGAGCUCAGUGACUCCGACAUGUUCGACCAGCGGCUCAAAGCAGCUGUGCUUGCUGUUGUUGAUGUCUCCUAUGGUGGAGAGAACGGGUUCAAUCAGGCGAUCGAGCUCAGUGCAGACACCCUGGCGAAUGUCAAAUUCGUCCAGGAGAAGAGGCUCAUCUCAAAGUUCUUUGACGAAAUCAGUCAGGAUACAGGCAAGUUUGUUUUUGGUGUGGCGGACACCCUGCAGUGCCUGGACAUGGGCGCAGUGGAGACACUCAUUGUAUGGGAGAACUUGGAUGUGAAUCGCAUCACAUUGAGGAACACGGUGACGGGUGACGAGAACAUUGUGACGCUCAGCAAGGAGCAGGAGGCCAACGAGGCCCACUACAAGGACAAGGAGACGGGUGCAGAGCUGGAGGUCAUCGAGAAAAUGCCCCUGCUCGAGUGGCUGGCGAACAGCUACAAGAAGUUCGGCUGCCAGCUCGAGUUUGUCACCAACAAGUCGCAGGAGGGCAGUCAAUUCUGCAGAGGCUUUGGUGGCAUCGGGGGACUGCUGCGGUACUCUGUGGACCUGAGCCAAUUUGAGGCCUAUGAGGAAGAUGACGGCCCUGAGUGGAACAGUGAUGAGGACAUCUGAAGCAGCGACAAGGACAUCUGAAGCCCUCAGUCAGUCAGGCUUUAGAGGCGUUCUAGGCAAAUGUAGAACCGUUUGAGCACCUAUCGGACUCGUUGUUUGAAUAGCACAUAUAGCACACCAGCGUUGGGAACUUGUUGCCACCAUCAUGCGUAAGAGCAGCGAACAAGUUCUGGAACACAACUGUGGCGCCAUGGUGAAGUGAUGGGGCUGAGUGUGUCAGUCAGGUAUUGCGCAGCUGUCCUUGGUGCAUCGUAGUGAGCAUGGCUUCCCUGGGGCCUGGUCCCUUUGCGCGCACCUAAUAUUUGCCCAGCAGCACUUUCAAUGAAUAAAGUGACCUGACCUGAUCCCUGUAGAUCAGGUGCUUCUCGCCAGAUUUCUGGGGCAGCCGUGUAAAGUAAGAGAC